AUGCCAAUACCCGUUAGAAACGGGCCCUCUGCCAGCCAGUUUCGCCAACUUCUGCACGACCGGAUUGACCAGGCUUCUGACAACGGGUCCAUCGAUGACAUUCCCCGCGGAGCUGGGAGCCCCAUGGGCUCCGUUCUCUCAGUUCCGGAUGAUGUCUCGGUUCAAGGUUCAAUACUCUCCUCUCCCGGCAGUAGCGUCCUCCCUCACUAG
Molecule: messenger RNA, 210 nt
Organism: Parascedosporium putredinis
Lineage: Eukaryota; Fungi; Ascomycota; Sordariomycetes; Microascales; Microascaceae
Source: the annotation of a GenBank genome assembly